AUGAAGUGCACAAAAGACGAGAGAAACUGGUUUCAACAUCGUCGCCGCGUCCGUGGUGUGAUUGUCGCCGGUGAACCUGGUACUGGGAAGACAACACAAGUGCCGCAGUGGUGUGCGGAGUACGCCCACCAGAAAGCCAUCACCAACCAACCAAAGCUUGUAGCUUGUACUCAGACAAGAAGAGCAGCAGCUGUAUCAAUUGCGACCCGUGUCGCAGAUGAAAUGGAUGUACAGGUGGAGUUCAGCUUUUCUUACUUUCAAUCUAAACAUGGCGCUGAGCUACCUGGCAAAUUGGGUCAGGAACUCGGCUAUUCCAUUCGUUUCGAGGACUGUACCAGUGCCAAAACUGUAUUGAAAUACUGUACGGAUGCACUGCUCAAGGAACUCAUAAAUAAGCGAAAUGACAUUAAAAUCGUCAUUCUAUCUGCAACGCAUACCGGGGGGAAGAUCCUGCGUCAUUUUGAAGACUAUCGAACGAUAACGAUCCGUCCCCGAGCAUUUCCCAUAAACAUCAUUUUCAAAGAAGAACCAGUAGAGAAUUUCUUAGAAGCUGCGAUCAGAGCUGCCGUGAAGAUUCAUAUAUCUGAGGAUGUUGGAGGAGACAUUUUGCUGUUCCUCACAGAUAAAGAGGAAAUCGAGGAAGCCUGCAAGCGAAUAAGGAGUGAUCUCGCAAAGAUUGACCAGCCAGCGGGUACACUGGAUUGUAUCCCACUUUAUGCCGGUCUUUCGAAACAAGAGGUGCAGCGGAUCUUCAAACCAGAGCCUUCAAACCAACCUGGAGCAACAGGUCGUAGAUGUAUCAUUGCUACGGACAUUGCGGAAACCUCACUGAUAAUUGACGGUAUUGUGUUUGUAAUCGAUCCAGGAUUUGUAAAGCAAAAGGUCUAUAAUCCAAGUGAUCGAACCGAAACGCCAUCGGUUCGUCUCAUUUCGAAAGCAAAUGCUAUACUACGGGCUUAUCACGCGGGUCGUUCGGCGUCUGGGAAGUGUUAUCGUCUAUAUACUUAUGAAACAUAUCAAAGAAUGGGGGAGCACCCAAGUCCAGAGAUUCAGCGGUCCGACCUGAGUUCAGUGGUGCUCUAUCUUAAAAAACUUGCUAUGAAAUGUUUUUAUGACCUCGACUUCAUGGAUUUCCCAUAUAGUACGGCAGAAGACCAGGCAGUACAGUUAUUAAAGAGCCUCGGAGCUCUUGAUAAUGAUGGUCAAGUAACGGAGCUUGGUUCAAUGAUGGCGCAGUUCCCUAUACAUCCGCAGCUAGCUAAAGCGCUUAUAACUUCGGCGGAGCUGAACUGUUCGAAUGAAAUAUUGUCAGUUGCUGCAAUGCUAUCAGCUCCGCAGUGCUUCCUUAGACCAACAGGAAAGGAAGAGGAAGCCGAUGCAGCGAAAGCGCGAUUUGCUCACAUUCAUGGAGAUCCUCUUGCACUCUUGAAUGUUUACAACGCUUUUAUACAGAGUGAGUGGUUCAUUCUCAUGAUGUUUUCAGAUAAUGCGACAGAGCAGUGGUGCAGUGAAAAUUUCAUCAAUUAUUAUGCAAUGAAGAGUGCAGAAAAUAUUCGUACACAGCUCGGCAGGAUCAUGGAUAAGGUUGGUACCUGCGAUGUUCUAUCUCGUUCAGGUAUGGUGUAA
Messenger RNA from Cooperia oncophora, 1626 nucleotides. Lineage: Eukaryota; Metazoa; Nematoda; Chromadorea; Rhabditida; Trichostrongylidae. The record is from the annotation of a GenBank genome assembly.